Messenger RNA from Lytechinus pictus (painted urchin), 6262 nucleotides. RefSeq names its product intraflagellar transport protein 122 homolog. Gene Ontology annotation, cellular component: intraciliary transport particle A; non-motile cilium. Gene Ontology annotation, molecular function: protein binding. The coding region runs from base 193 to 3627 and encodes 1144 amino acids. Lineage: Eukaryota; Metazoa; Echinodermata; Echinoidea; Temnopleuroida; Toxopneustidae. Gene Ontology annotation, biological process: protein localization to cilium; non-motile cilium assembly; intraciliary retrograde transport. The transcript has 25 exons. The record is from RefSeq and is a predicted model, not a curated record.
GCAUUUCAGGGAAUUACUGAGGAUUAAUAUCAGAUGCCACAAGACACUUUUCAACAUUGCAAAUGAUUUCUAGAACCAUUUUGGUCAGGCAGUGACAGUAUUCAUGAUCUUGCAUUCAAGCCUGAUGGAACCCAACUUAUUGUUGCUGCUGGUAAUAGAGUACUGGUUUAUGACACUAAUGAUGGCACACUUAUGCAGCCUUUGAAGGGUCAUAAAGAUACUGUCUAUUGUGUGGCAUACGCCAAGGAUGGUAAAAGAUUUGCUUCGGGAUCAGCGGACAAGACAGUCAUCAUCUGGACAUCAAAACUAGAAGGAAUAUUGAAAUAUACUCACAAUGAUGCCAUUCAAUGUCUUGGGUUCAAUCCAAUCACACAUCAGCUGGCUAGUUGUGCUUUCAGUGAUUUUGGAUUAUGGUCCAUGGAGCAAAAAUCUGUUUCCAAACACAAAGUGACAAGUCGUAUUACAUGUUGUUCUUGGACUAACGAUGGUCAGUACCUAGCUUUAGGACUGUAUAAUGGAUGUAUCACUAUCAGGACUAAGAAUGGUGAAGAGAAGCUCAAAAUUGAGAGACCUAAUGGUGGUCUUAGUCCUAUAUGGAGCUUACAGUGGAAUCCUUCUAAAGAUGAAUCUGUUGAUACCCUUGCCGUCCUUGAUUGGGGUCAGAAGUUAUCUUUCUACAAUCUCAGUGGAAAACAGAUCGGUAAAGAACGUAAUUUAGGUUAUGAUCCAUGCUGUCUGAGUUACUUCUCUAGAGGAGAAUACCUGAUAAUUGGAGGAGCUAACAAACAGGUUACACUUCAUACUAAAGAUGGAGUUCAGUUAGGAGUGGUUGGUGAACAGAACUCAUGGGUAUGGUGUGCCAAGGUUAGACCAGAUCAGAAUCAUGUGGCUGUCGGAUGUCAGGAUGGAACCAUAGCUCAUUAUCAACUCAUAUUCAGUACAGUACAUGGUCUGUAUAGAGAUCGGUAUGCCUUCAGGGAAAACAUGACUGAUAUCAUCAUACAACAUCUUCUUACUGAUCAGAAGGUCCGCAUUAAAUGUCGUGAUCUCGUCAAGAAGAUUGCAAUCUUCAAGAAUCGUCUUGCUGUCCAAUUAUCCGACAGGAUUGUUGUAUAUGAGCAGUAUUCUGAUGAUGCCUCUGAUAUGCACUACAGAGUUAAAGAGAAGAUUAAUAAGAAGUUUGACUGUAAUCUUCUUGUGGUUUGUGCAGAACACAUUAUCCUCUGUCAGGAACGUCGUCUUACCAGUUUAACCUUCUCUGGUGUGAAGGACAGAGAAUGGGUAAUGGAGGCCUUGAUCAGGUAUAUCAAAGUGAUUGGUGGCGCUGAAGGUAGAGAGGGUCUACUGGUUGGUCUUAAGAAUGGACAGAUCUUCAAGGUUUUUGUGGACAAUCCUUUCCCUAUCUUGAUCCUGAAACAACAAACAUCAGUUAGAUGUCUUGAUAUCAGCUCAUCAAGGAAAAAACUUGCUGUGGUUGAUGAACAUAAUACCUGCAUGGUCUAUGAUAUCAAUACAAAGGAACUACUCUUUCAGGAACCCAAUGCCAACAGUGUAGCAUGGAAUACUCAAUAUGAAGACAUGCUUUGUUUCUCUGGGAAUGGAACUCUCAAUAUCAAAGCCAGUACAUUCCCUGUCAAGCAACAAAAACUUCAAGGUUUUGUGGUAGGAUUCACUGGAUCCAAGAUCUUCUGUUUACAUAUCUAUGCCAUGACAACGGUAGAGGUUCCACAGUCAUCUGGGAUGUAUCAGUAUCUAGAACGCAAACAAUUCAAGGAUGCAUACAAAGUAGCUUGCCUUGGAGUAACUGUCAAGGAUUGGACAGCUCUAGCUCAUGAAGCCAUUCAAGGUCUGGAUUUUGAUACUGCCAAGAAAGCCUUUACUCGUGUCAGAGACUUACGCUAUCUGGAAUUAAUACACAGCAUAGAGGAGCGGAAGCGUCGUGGGGAGGUGGAUGAUCAGUUGUUCUUAGCAGAUAUCUAUGCAUAUCAAGGCAAGUUUGGUGAAGCAGCUAAACUAUACAAAAGAGCUGGUCAAGAACAGAGAGCAAUGAAUAUGUACACAGAUCUACGCAUGUUUGAUCAUGCUAAGGAAUUCAUUGGUUCUGGAGAUCCACUAGACAAGAAACUGCUUAUCACUAAGCAAGCUGACUGGGCAAAGAAUAUCAAUGAACCUAGAGCUGCUGCUGAGAUGUAUUUAUCUGCUGGUGAACAUCUCAAGGCUAUAGAGAUCAUUGGAGAUCAUGGAUGGGCUGAUAUGCUCAUUGAUGUAGCUCGUAAACUAGAUAAGGCAGAGAGGGAGCCUCUUGGGAAGUGUGCUCAGUACUUCAAGAAGAUGGAGCAGUUUGCAUAUGCUGCUGAGACUUACACCAAGAUGGGGGAUACUAAGAACCUUGUCUUGCUUCAUGUUGAGUCUCGUCACUGGGAUGCUGCCUUUGGUCUCGUGGAAAAACAUCCAGAGUUCAAGGAUGACGUAUAUGUCCCCUAUGCCCAGUGGCUUGCAGAGAAUGACAGGUUUGAGGAGGCCCAGAGAGCAUUCCAUAAGGCAGGUCGACAAGAUGAGGCUGUUAAGGUGUUAGAACAACUUACCCACAAUGCAGUUCUGGAGAGUCGUUUUAAUGAUGCUGGAUACUACUUCUGGAUGCUUUCAAUGCAGUGUUUGGAUAUAGCAGGUGCUGACAUAGACAAGAGAAGAGACAUGUUAAGAAAAUUCCAGGAAUUUCAAGCUAAAGCUGAAAUGUACUACGUGUAUCAUUCUAUCCAACGUUACACCGAUGAACCAUUCACAUCUCAUCUUCCUGAUGCACUCUUUAAUAUGUCAAGAUACCUGUGGCAUGCUAUUCUCAAUGAUAUUCCACAUGGAAUUAGCAAAGUGAACACACUGUAUGCCUUGGCUAAACAGAGUCGUAACCUUGGAGCCUUCAAGCUAGCUAGGUUUGCCUUUGAGAAGCUACAGUCAUUGAGGAUUCCUGCUCGGUUCCAAGAAUCUAUUGAUCUUGGUAGCAUCACUAUUAGGUCCAAACCAUUCCAUGAUGCUGAGGAUGUCUUACCAAUGUGCUAUCGUUGUUCUACCACCAACCCUCUACUCAACAACCAAGGCAAUCGGUGUAUAAAUUGCAGUCAACCCUUUGUCCACUCAUUUGUAUCUUUUGAGGUGCUCCCUCUAGUAGAGUUCCACCUGGAGGAAGGGAUCCCUGAUGAGGAGGCUAUCCAGCUGAUCCAGAUGGAGCCACCAAGGAAUGGUCGUAGUGGUGGAGAUAAAUGGAGUGAAUCAAACAAAGGCAAUGUACAAUCUAUGAGACUAGAUGAAUAUGGUGGAGAUGAUACAGAUGUUCAAGAAGAUCCUUUCACAGCUAGACUCCUUAGCUUUGAGCAAGGAGGAAAUGAGUUUGUUCCUGUGGUGGUUAACCGAACGGUCUUAAAGUCUCUUGAUCGUAGUCAUGUAGUGGUCAAAAGAUGGUCAGCUCCACUUCGUUAUCAAUACUUCAAGUCUAUUAUGCCUGAUGUAUCGGUCAUUGUAUGUCCUUCAUGUAAUCAGUUGUUUCACACUGAUGAAUAUGAGAUUCAAGUCCUACAGAAGAAUCACUGUCCAUUCUGCCGCAAAGCUGUCUCUGAAGCGUCAGAAUCAUGAGACUAGUCACCCAACUCCUUGUAUACAUGUAAUGUAGGGUGGUGAUUUCAUCAAAGAAAAUAGUCAACCUUUUUGUAUGUCUGACCCCCAUUUUCACUUCACUCUAUGAGCUACUCAAGCCAUGAUAAUGUGAGAGAAUUACAACAUUUCAUACAAAGCACAAAGCAGAGACAAUUAAUUUCAGGAAGGACCCACAUAUAGGGGGUUGGAUGUACAUACUACAUGGAAUUACCUUCCUGUAAACCGCUUUAAAUCACUGGUUUUGAUAAGGGAUGGACUGAACCGCUUUAAAUCACUGGUUUAGAUAAGGGAUGGACUGUGAACCGCUUUAAAUCACUGGUUUAGAUAAGGGAUGGACUGUGAACCGCUUUUAAUCACUGGUUUAGAUAAGGGAUGGACUGUAAACUGAUUUAAAUCACUGGUUUAGAUUGGUUUAUAGAAGGGAUGGACUGUAAACUGGUUUAAAUCACUGGUUUAGAUUGGUUUAUAGAAGGGAUGGAAUGUAAACUGCUUUAAAUCACCGAUUUAGAUCGGUUUAGAGAAGGGAUGGACUGUAAACUGAUUUAAAUCACUGGUUUAGAUUGGUUUAUAGAAGGGAUGGACUGUAAACUGAUUUAAAUCACCGAUUUAGAUCGGUUUAGAGAAGGGAUGGACUGUAAACUGAUUUAAAUCACUGGUUUAGAUUGGUUUAUAGAAGGGAUGGACUGUAAACUGCUUUAAAUCACCGAUUUAGAUUGGUUUAGAGAAGGGAUGGACUGUAAACUGCUUUAACCCUUAGUAAACUGGGGUUGGGUCAAUUUGACCCCCCUCCCUCGACAAAUUUCGUCACUACGCCGUCGUGCAAAAUUUUUUACUUUCAAGUCUUGCGCAUCUUUUGAGACCAAAUUUGCGACGCCUGGGUACACGGUUCCAAAAUUACGCAACAUUUUGUAAGUGCAUGGCUACUUUAUAUUUUGCCUAGCUAAUACAUGCAGUAUUUUAUUUGAUUGCUACAUCUUUCAUUCAGCUGUCAAACAACGCUCAUUUCCUUUCAUGUAUUUAUUUCUAUUAUAUCUAUUUCUAUUAUAUCUGAGUUUAAACUUGUUUUCUUGAGCUUUGAACUUCCUACAUAUUUCCCUUUUUUUCAAUUUUAUUUUUAAGAGAAGAUGGAAAGGGGUGAAUUUUUAAAAGUCUUUAUUUUUAGACUGAAAUGCUACCAUGAUGUAAUCAAUAUACUUCAAUCAUGAUCUUUUUAGUUUGGUCAAUCCAUAUCGUCUAAAUGCAAAACAUGUAAUAUUUAACUUGUAAAAGUCACAUAUACAGUUGUGCUCAAAAGUUAGUGAACCCCACCACAAAAGGUACUCCAUCAUGUUGAGUGUUGAGUGUAGACAACAACACUACAAUGUUCGGCAAGCCGAGAGAAGCAAACUAUUGAAUGUAAUAUUUUAUCACCUGACUUCACAAUUAAAUAUCUAAAAUAGGGCAUACCUUGAACACUUUGAAUAUGUUCAUUUUCUGGUUGGGUUCAUUACCUUUUGAACACCACUGUAUACAGUAGUGCUGUAGUUCCAAGAAAUUUGACUUCAGCAAUGCCUUGGGUUUUUUUUUUUUUUUUACAAACAUAAUUUCGUGUGUCUUCAAGCCUUUAGAAGAAAUUUUAGUACUUUCUAAACUUGCUUUAAAAUGCAUCUACCAAAACAUGUUGUUUUAUGGAAACUAGUUUUUCUCGGAAUAUGUAUAUUGCAGGGAAGGUAAAAAUUUAGUUUUCCACCUAAAUUGACAUUUCAAGCCUUUAAACAUUAAUCAUAUUCUCAAUCAUUAAUGUAUGUGAUUUAUAUUGUGAGAAAGCAUUGUAUUUGUGACCAUUUAUUUUGAAUCAAAAUGAAAUACUGUUGCUGAAUUUCCGAUAUAUUUUGUGUGAAGGUACAUAUUUUCUUAUCCAUUGAGUAACCUUUGAACUUGAAUUAAAUUUUUUAUCAUACUGAUCCAGUCUGUGUAUAUUGAUAAAGAAACAAUGUGGACAAAGACAUACUAUAAUUUGUUUGAAGAAUAAAUUUAAGAUGACUAAUGAAAAAUGAAAGGAAAUUGUUCUGACGAUUAUCUUUACCACCAUAUGUAUUUUGUUGCGAUCAGAGUGAGAUAAUUUCAGUAAUAAAAAUCUAUUGCUUGUGUGAAUAACACAUAAAUUUGUACUUAUGUAAAUUAUUGAAAUGAAAUUUAUACUGACAUUAAAAGCUCUCAAAAGUAACACUUUAUUUACCUCUGUGCGAAGUUGGGGAUAUGUUUAUUAAAUUAUUUCUUGGUAAAAUUGCUUAUGAAAUAUAAUUAAACAUUUUUUUUAUUGAAUGUAGAAGGUGUAUAAAUAUAUUGUGUAUUAUAUCUAAUGAAAUCAAUAGUGAACAUACCAUCUAAAAGUCACAUAAAAAACCCUUUUUUUUUUUUUAAGUCACUUAAUUUUAUAUCUCUCUUCAUUUCAAACUGCAAUUUUCUAGCAGGUUAAUGUGAGCAUUAAUGUGGAGAAUGAUUAUUGUACAUUUUGACCAUAGCAUAUCUGUAAGUAAAAUGGAGUGUAUUCAUUUGUAAAUAGAACUUGUGAAUGUUAGCAAAUUUCUAUUUAUGAUAUAAGUUGUAAAAUAAAAGAUUUUUCUUCAUUAAA